GUCAAAAGAGUCAGUGCAGAUAUGCUCUGAGAGGAAGUGAAACGUGUUGAUUGGAUAAAGAGUGCGAGCGGCCUUUAAAAUAGAUUAAAUGCUCAAUUUCCAGCAACGCAGGGCUGUGGAUGGACUAUUUUGCUGAUCCAGAAUGCUGAGAAGAGGAUGAAUCUUCCAGGUCAUCUGAGUCACCCACGUGUCUUUGCCGCUCUCCCUCCCCAACAGCCCUCUCGUCCCACUGGGGCACCAUCUGCCUCCCCACACUCCCCCCAUUGCCCCUGCCCGGCUCCCUCCCCCCUCCCCUGCCCCCAGUAGUGACCGUCCCAGAGGGGAGGAAAGGCGAGCCAGCCCCUGUAAAUAUGCCUGGAUGGAGGUCUCAGUGGCGUCUCGUCCUGCUGAACUCCCUGACCUGUGGCCUGGAGAUCUGCGUGGCAGCUGGGAUCACAUACGUGCCCCCGCUGCUGCUGGAGGCUGGAGUGGAGGAGCGCUACAUGACCAUGGUUCUAGGUAUCGGUCCAGUGCUUGGCCUCCUGUUUAUCCCUCUGAUCGGCUCGGCAAGUGACCACUGCAACAGCAGUUAUGGCAGGCGACGACCCUUCAUCUGGCUGCUGUCUUCAGGUGUCCUUGUGGCACUUCUGAUCAUUCCCCAUGCUGACAUCUUGGCUGCUCGCCUUGCCUGGGGUGGACGCACCCUUCAGGUGGGCUUCCUCAUCCUCGGGGUGGGACUCCUAGACUUUUGUGGACAAGUGUGCUUCACGCCACUGGAGGCUCUUUUGUCUGACCUGUACCGGGACGAGGAGGACUGCGGUCAAGCCUUCGCCAUGUUCUCUUUCAUGGUCAGCUUGGGAGGAUGUGUGGGAUAUUUGCUGCCUGCGCUGGACUGGAGUCAUGGUUUACUCUCUGUUUACCUGGGAGGCCAGGCUGAGUGCCUGUUUUCCCUCCUCAUCCUUAUCUUCAUCUCCAGCGUGCUCAUCACCAUGAAGGUGUCUGAGGAACCCUCAUUUGCCAGCAGUGGCUUGGCAGGGUCUGGAUCUUUAUUGGAGUCAGGGGCUGGCGUGAUGGAGGCUGGCCGCUGUGGCGUGCCACGCUCAUGCUGCUACCUGCUGAAGUGCAAACUGAGGCUGCUUAAGUCAGGUCCCCUGCUGUGUUUACUGAGAACAUGUUGGUCCAUGACUCCAGCCAUCUACAGGAGCUACUGCCACGUCCCACGAGUGAUGAGGCAGCUGUGUGUGGCUCAGCUCUGCAGCUGGAUGGCUGUCAUGUCUUUCAUGCUCUUCUACACAGACUUUGUGGGGGAAGGCCUGUACGAGGGCGUGCCCAGUGCAUUACCAGGAAGUAUGUCCAGGCAGCGAUACGAUGAAGGUAUCCGUAUGGGCAGCCUGGGCCUGUUCCUGCAGUGUGCUACCUCAACCUUCUUCUCCCUGGUCAUGAGUCACUUGGUUAGGCACUUUGGCUCACGCUGGGUGUACGUGAGCAGCAUGGUGAGCUUCACGCUCUCUGCUCUGGUCAUCUGCCUGUCAAAGAGUGUUGUCUUGGUCACUUUCAUGGCAGCUCUUACUGGCUACGCAUAUGCCACGCUGCAGACUCUGCCUUACACUCUCACCUGCCAUUACCACAAGGAGAAAGAGGUCUAUAUGCCAAAAAGGAAACCCAAAAGCAUACACAAAAAUGGUAUUACAACCAAGCGGGACUCUGUGUAUUUGACUCCUGUGGAAGAGGAGGGUGGACUGAACCACAAAACGGGGGUUCCUUAUGGACAUGCCUUCCUCAGCCAGGACGCUUACGAGUACUACCCCACCCCACUCAGCCAGAACGGCUCCUCUCACAGCUCUGGCGGCACCGAGCCGGACGAAGCGGAGUUGGGGUACGAGAAACGAGGUGUGGGUUUGGACUUUGCCAUCUUGGACAGCACCUUCCUCCUCUCUCAGGUUUUCCCCACCCUGUUCAUGGGCAUGAUCGUUCAGUUCGCACAGUCCGUCACUGCCUACAUCGCCUGCUCCGCCAUCUUUGGUGCUGUCGCCAUCUACCUGGCCAGUCAUAUCGUCUUUGAACAAAAGGACCUCAAAUGCUGAGAUUCAGGGUGAAAGACGUGGGAGUGAUUGAAUCAUAAAUAAUCAAAACAAUCAUUCAGGUUUCAUGGGUUGAACUCAGCAGUGCACUACUGUUCCCAGAAUGCCUUGCUCUACGACUGUGCUUGCUUUUAUGAAAGCUAAAGGAAAUGUGUGAGAAAGUGGCUGAUAACAGAAAAUAUUCCUUGUUACAGCCGGGAUCGUUACCUGCCAGCUGAGUCUCUGUACUGAAUACUGUUGAAUUCUAUUGAAAUCCCCCUAAAAACCUUUUUUUUGCGACAUCUUUCCUGUGCAUUUUCCUCAGGUACUAGAUUUACUGUAGAACUCACCAACCUCAGAAACACAGCUAAUGGUUCUGUCCACAGGUUUUCAAAUUACAGUCUGUAUUCAACACGCAAAACAACACGUCAAACACAGUAUAAGCAGGUCAUGUGUUUCAUAUAGUGUUUUACCUGUUCAGAAAAUAGAAAAGGAAAUAGGAAUGGGAUCGUAGGACUUGUCCGUCCAGGAUGAAAAACACACUUAAAGGAGUACUGAUUUAGUCGGGGGACAAGUCAACUUGUCAUGUCAGUUGACUUUAGAAAAGAACCCUGAUGUGUGUAAAUUGGGAGAAUGUUUCUUUAAUUGUUCAGCUGUAAUUUGAUGCUAGCCUCAUCUUCUUUAUUUCCCCUCGUAAAUGUAAUCUAUUACUGAAAGAACAGAUUUUGCUGCAACUAUUUUGAAAACAAAUUUACUUUGCGUCCCUAUGGGAAUUAAGUGAUGCAACCUGUUGAGGUGAGGUUAUCGAUGACGGUGGUUGGAGAAAGAGUUAGUUGACUGGAGCUGGAAUACUGCAUCAAACGUCCUCUGUCUGGAUAAUCAAGAGUAGUCUCCUAUAGCGGACUGCUCAUCCUGAUACUUCUGAUCAGGACUCAGGUAUGUUCUGUGUCCCAUUCUUUCAUCGUGCCACUGACCUGCUGCCAAGACCUUCACGUGUUGUUAUAUUCUCAAAUGACAAUCUAGGAAGUCUGCAUGGUCACUGAUCAGAGAUAUACUUGGUUUGAACUAUGCGUACGCAUCAUGGCUGCUUUGCGUAUCCUGUUUGGUGCAUCGAUUGUGCACGUCUGAAUUUUGUGCUGUGCCCUUUUGUGGAAUACUCGGCAAGUAUGUGAACAAAUGUGUUUAUGACAUCUCUAGUUGUCUGUGUACUUGCACAACAGGAAGUAUAUCUGCAGCCUUGUAGUGUAAUGUUGUGUGUAAACAGUAAAAGAUGAAGACUGAUGUCUUGAGAGGAGCCCCCUCUAUUCUUGAAAAGACCAAAAAACGUCAGGCAGCACAUGGAAACAUUCAGUCACUGAAAAUACUGUGAGAGGAGGCAUUGGUGGGCUGAAGGCCAAGCUGGAGUUUGUGUGUGUUUGUGUGUGUGUGUGUGUCUAUGUGUGUGUGUGUAAAGCAUGGAGGACAAACAGUGAGAAAGUAAAAUGACUAAUAUCUAAGUGCGAGGCAAAUUUAUUAAGACUUGAGCAUGUGCUGUUUUUUCCACAUUCAGCCCAUAUGAAGCUGUAUGUUAUAAUUAAUGUGUCGUGGCCUUAUUGAGCUUUUCAAACCGGCCAGUUGAUGCAAACACUUUGCUUGUGUUACAACUGGUGCGUGAGUUCAUUCGAGCCUCUUGUAUCAAGGCUGUGUGAUGAAUUCGGUACAGCAGAUUCAAAGAGUCCUGAAGGAUUUUGUUGCCUGAAGUGCGCUCAGCAGGGGAGGAGUUAAAACAGCAGAGGAUUUGUUUUGUCAUGUUGACACCACUGCUGAGUAGAACACUUAGAAAAUGAUCAUUUGCCUUUCCCCCUCUAAAACGCACACAAAAACGUCGCCUCGCAGUAGCUGAAGUGUAAGGAAAAAAUGGUUGUUGUACAAGUGCCUGUACAUUUUUUCAAACAUUUUGUACAUAUGUAUUUAUUUAUUUUGCUUUUCUUACAAAAUAGCUCCUAUUAAACUAUUUGCCUCUGUGGCAUCUUUCAUGCGAGGGUGAAGGCUGUUUCUGUGAAAGAGAUAAAUUAUUUGUAUAGAUGUGGUAUAGAAGCAUCCUCAAAGCUAUAAUUUAUUUUAACAUGACCCCCUCCUUAUCCUGUAGCUUUGGUUACAUCAUUGCUGAUAUCUGCUGUCAAGUGUGCGUCGAGUCAGCUGCAGAAAACCCUGUUGUCUUUAACCACAUCUCGUCAAACUGUCGCAAAUCAGAUGUUUGGUUCUUCUUCUUUUCUGGCGCAAACAAGAAACCUCGUCAUUGUGUCAAUUCUGCUUAAUCUGGGAAUUAUUUAACCACUUGUUUCUACUUAUCAGAGUUUUAUUGUUUAACGUUAAACACACUCACUGUAGGUGGAGCUGUUUUCUGUCCCUGUUCUUCUAAAACAAAUAUUGUGUUUGAUUUAAGACAAAAAAAGUCUUAAGGCCAGAAAUCGACAUAUUAUGGUGUGAUUCAUCAGGUUUUUUUGUGUUAUUGUCAUAAAUGCAUUCAGCCAUAACAAAAAGUUGUAUUUCAUUUUCAUUAUAAAAUCAUAUUGUGUAUAAAUAUGCAGUUACCAAAUAGAUUUUUAUACAAAAUAAAAGAGCUGCAU
Molecule: messenger RNA, 4648 nt
Organism: Paralichthys olivaceus (Japanese flounder)
Lineage: Eukaryota; Metazoa; Chordata; Actinopteri; Pleuronectiformes; Paralichthyidae
Source: RefSeq, a predicted model, not a curated record